CACUCGAAGCGUCGGGUUUUUCUUCACUCCGGCAAUCAUCUCGUAAAGGAGACAAAUCGAAACGGUAAAGUGCACACAUUUCCUUCUCCACUACGAGCUAAAAAUCAUCAAUUUUUACGAUCCAGCUUCCUAUCGAAAACUUUAGACGAUCUUCACCGUUGAUUUCAGUCUAAUGCCGCUCAUUCUUCAUUAGUAACCGUCGUUUUCUUUCCUCAUUUCGAUGCUCUUCCGCCUUCUCGUGCAUGUUCUACUCCUCGAAGAUUUUCGGGUUGCUUUUCGUGCAACUUGUAAUAUAUGAGUUGAAAUGGGCGUUUCCGAUAAUAUGCUGCAUAAAGAGACAUUAAAAGUGGCAAGUUGUAGUCAUUCUGAGGGAAGGCUGGGAAGAGUGUCAACUGAAAAUGGUCACUUUGCCCCUGCACCCAAGUAUAAGCAGCGUAAAGUUUCUGUUGUUCGGAAUUUUCCACCAGGGUGUGGAAGGUUGGCUGCACCAAUCGAUAGACCAAGUGAGCAAGCGGUGAAAUCCCACCCUGGUGAGAGCAGUUUGGAGAAGACUUCGGCAAGAAAUUAUCGUCCUCGUAGAGGAGUCACUGUUGUGAGAAACUUCCCUCCAUUUUGUGGAAGAAAUGCUCCACCUCUUAGCGAGGAGGAGCGCAUGAAAUGGCUUACCUCUCUAAAGGACAAAGGUUUCAAUCUAGAGAAGUUUGUAAAUGAGGAAAAGCCCUCAGAGAAGACUAUAUGUACUGAUGUGAAACAAGUGAUAGAGGAUGUUCAGGAUGUCAAUGCUCUAGAAGGUAAAAUAGAAGGUAGUGCUCCUACACUCUCUGCAGAAGAAAUUCAAUCUAAACCUGAAGAGCUGGCUUCUGAAAAAAUGAGGAAGCUAUGUGCUUAUGAAGCUUCAUCCAGGAAUGAUAUGGAUGAGGACAAGGAAGAUAUGAGAGAAAAGAGCAUCAAGUCUCCUUGCGAAACUUAUCCAAAUGAAUUUGAUAGCAAGUCCAAGCAAGUUAGUGAGACAAGUGAUGGAUAUGUUAGAGGUUUGGAGGAAAAUCCAAUACAUGAUAUUGUAAUCUAUGCUGAGGACAAGAGUUUUGAGACAAAGCUUUCUGAUUCACCUGCCUUUGAGGAUCAAUUGCUGGAGGAGGACUGUGGGAGUCAAGAAGUUUUAUUGGAUGGGUCAAUUGUGCAAGGCCUCAUGGCUUCAUCAACUUGUCCUCUGCCACAAGGGAAAGUGACCUGCAAACGUGACCUGGGGGGUGUUUCAUUUAAAAGAAAAAGAAAGAACAAUUUCAUAUUGCUACCAAGGGCAAACCAUGCUUUAGUAGCAAAUAAGAAUGAAGCAGAGAGCCCUGAAGAAACAUGUAUUAAGAAGAAUUCUUCUCCCACAAGGCCUUAUAAAGGUCUUGGUCAAGUGGUUAUCAGGGACAAGGAAGAAUCAAUCCAACAGGAUGGACUAUACACAGAUGAUAAUUUUGCUCUGAGAUCAUACAGUUAUGAUGUGAGUCUUCCUCCUUCUUGUCCAAGUAGUGUGUGUCAUGAUAAUGAUGCAAUUACUACUCGGAACAAAGUGAGAGAGACAUUACGCCUAUUCCAAGCCAUUUGUCGGAAGCUUUUACAGGAAGAAGAAUCAAAGUUGAAUGGAGAAGGAAAGACCUUUAAGAGGGUGGAUAUCCAAGCUGCAAAGAUUCUCAAAGAGAAAGGGAAAUACAUUAACACAGGCAAACAGAUCAUUGGACCUGUACCAGGUGUUGAAGUUGGUGAUGAGUUUCAUUAUUUUGUGGAGCUCAAUAUUGUUGGCCUUCAUCGCCAAAGUCAGGGUGGUAUAGAUUACGUAAAGCAAGGUGAUAGGAUCAUUGCUACUAGUGUUAUAGCAUCAGGGGGCUAUGACAAUGACUUGGAUAACUCAGAUAUCUUGACUUACAUGGGUCAGGGAGGGAAUGUUAUGCAGAAAGGUAAGCAACCGGAAGACCAGAAACUUGAAAGAGGAAACCUUGCUUUGGCAAAUAGCAUAUUUGUUAAGAAUCCAGUGAGGGUUAUUCGCGGUGAGACAAGGUCUUCUGAUUUGUUAGAAGGUAGGGGUAAAACAUAUGUUUAUGAUGGCCUCUAUUUGGUGGAGGAGUGUAAGCAAGAAUCAGGACCACAUGGUAAGCUUGUCUACAAAUUUAAGCUGGUCAGAAUUCCUGGUCAACCAGAGCUUGCUUGGAAAGUUGUAAAAAAAUCUAAUAAAUCUAAAGUGUGGGAAGGGCUGUGUGCACAUGAUAUCUCACAAGGGAAGGAGGUAAUCCCCAUUUGUGCUAUAAACACCAUAGAUAGUGAAAAACCUCCACCAUUUGUGUAUGUACCUCACAUGAUCUAUCCUGACUGGUGCCACCCUAUUCCUCCCAAAGGUUGUGAUUGUAUUGAUGGAUGUUCAGAAUCUGGGAAAUGUUCCUGUGCAAUGAAGAAUGGAGGAGAGAUCCCAUAUAACCAUAAUGGGGCCAUUGUUGAAGCAAAGCGCCUUGUCUAUGAAUGUGGUCCUACUUGCAAGUGUCCUGCUUCUUGCUAUAAUAGAGUGAGCCAGCGUGGCAUAAAAUUUCAGCUUGAAAUCUUUAAAACAGAAUCGAGAGGCUGGGGUGUUAGAUCCCUAAAUUCUAUCCCUUCCGGAAGUUUCAUCUGUGAGUAUGCUGGAGAGCUCCUCGAAGAUAGAGAAGCUGAAGAAAGAACAGGGAAUGAUGAGUAUCUGUUUGAUAUUGGAAACAACUACAGUGAAAGUUCUCUGUGGGAUGGUCUUUCAACCCUAAUGCCUGAUGUGCAUUCAAGUGUUUGCCAAGUUGUGCAAGACAGUGGUUUUACCAUCGAUGCAGCACAGCAUGGCAAUGUAGGGAGAUUCAUAAACCAUAGUUGUUCACCUAAUUUGUAUGCACAAAAUGUCCUUUAUGAUCACGAUGACAGGAGAAUCCCACAUAUAAUGCUCUUUGCUGCUGAAAAUAUUCCUCCCUUGCAGGAGUUGACAUACCAUUACAAUUAUAUGAUAGAUCAGGUUCGUGAUGAGAAUGGUAACAUAAAGAAGAAAUUUUGCUAUUGUGGUUCUUCAGAGUGCACUGGUAGGCUGUAUUGAAGCAUGACACCAAAAACUCUUUUGGAUUCCUGAAGAAGCACUGACUUUUUGCACUGCAUUACAAUAUCCAGAUGCUGCACUAUCGUAUGCUUCAUUCAUGUUCAAAUUUCAUGCUUGCCAAGACUAGCUGCCCGCCGCAGAAUGUUUAUGAUGCCCUCCUUGUUUGCUUGUAUCAAUGUAUUGGAGACCUCUUUAUGGUUAUAUUCUUCACAGCUGUUCCUAGAAUAUAAUUUUUGGGCAAAAAUGUACUUCUAAGACGCAUGUGAGGAAGCUAAUUGCAGAGUUAAUGUUACAGACUUGCAUGUGCGGUGUAAUCAUUUUGACAAACUACUCUACUUUACAGGGAAAAUAUAGAAAAAUAGUCAAAUAUAGAAAUUUCCCCACCAA
Theobroma cacao (cacao) is the source of this 3478-nucleotide messenger RNA. Its product is annotated as histone-lysine N-methyltransferase, H3 lysine-9 specific SUVH6-like. Gene Ontology annotation, cellular component: nucleus. Gene Ontology annotation, molecular function: double-stranded DNA binding; histone methyltransferase activity; protein binding. Lineage: Eukaryota; Viridiplantae; Streptophyta; Magnoliopsida; Malvales; Malvaceae. The record is from RefSeq and is a predicted model, not a curated record.